AUGCCCCGACUAAAAUAUGCAUCAAUUCUCCGAGUACUGGUUAUUCUGGGGCUGUUCUGCGUUUGGAUCCAGAUUAUGCUGUCAGCUUCCAGUGGUAUCAUGGAUAAGGAUGUGGAACAGCUGAUGAACUCAAAUGACACGUCGGAGCAAGUUCUUGCGUUAGUGCCUCCUGAGCUACAUAAGUACCUGACUGUUCAUCCUAGGAAUUUUAGUGCGAAUACCACCGAAAAAUAUGGGCCAAAAAACGUCACAGAUAUACUUCGAGCGAUCCACAGAGUGAAUGAAGCACAGACUAUUUAUAACGAAAAUAUAUUCGGUCCAGUCCAGAAUGACACGAUCAUCAUUGCUAUACAGGUCCACACAAGACUCACGUAUCUCAGGCACUUGAUCGUAUCUCUUGCCCAAGCCCGAGAUAUAGAUAAAACACUGCUCAUAUUCUCCCACGAUUAUUACGAUGAAGAAAUCAACAGUUUGGUUCGAAGUAUAGAUUUUACUAAGGUUAUGCAAAUUUUUUUCCCGUAUUCAGUGCAGACUCACCCCACAGAAUUUCCAGGAUUCGAUCCUAACGACUGUCCGCGAGACGUCAAAUUAGAACAGGCGUUAAAACUGAAAUGCAACAACGCAUUACACCCGGACCUACACGGCCACUACCGGGAGGCGAAAUAUACUCAAACAAAACACCACUGGUGGUGGAAAGCUAACAGAAUAUUUAAUCAACUACAAUGCACUAUGGGUCAUACAGGUAUGGUGGUUUUUCUAGAAGAAGAUCACUAUGUGGCAGAAGAUUUUAUUCACAUGCUUCAACUCCUUCGUUCGACAGCGGAUAAAACUUGUCCGCAAUGCGAAAUAUUAUGUCUCGGGACCUAUCUCAAGACCUAUCAGUACCACAGUAAUAGUGAUAAGAGAAAGAAGCAGCUCACUCUUAACUACAUACAACAAGUGCGAGCGGUGAGUGAAGAGAGAAGAAAGAGACAGCAAGAGUGGAACUAUCAAGUCUAUCCGAAUCUCUAUUCGAGUACUCAAAAGGUGGAAAUAACACCAUGGCACUCAAGUAUGCAUAACAUGGGAAUGGUUUUCAAUAGGACUGUAUGGGAAAGUAUUAUGGCGUUAGAGGAUCAAUUUUGUGCGUACGAUGAUUAUAAUUGGGAUUAUUCAUUGUUACAUUUAUCCCAAAAUAGGCCGGGAAGGGAGAAAUUCAAAGUUAUACUGUGUAAAGGUCCACGGGUCUUCCAUAUAGGCGAGUGCGGUUUCCACCACAAAAAGUCUAAUUGCAACGCGUCGACAGUCAUAAGUAAAGUACAAAAGCUACUGCAGGAUGCAAAGUCCUAUCUGUAUCCGUACAGAGUUACUGCUACCAUCAGUGCGGGGGGUGCGAAACAUAACAAGAAAUUGACUAAAGGGAACGGGGGAUGGGGUGAUUUGAGAGAUCAAGAGCUAUGCACGAAUAUGACAAAGAUAGGUCGUGAAAUGAGAAAGUAUAUUUACUACGCG
Messenger RNA from Brenthis ino (lesser marbled fritillary), 1491 nucleotides. Lineage: Eukaryota; Metazoa; Arthropoda; Insecta; Lepidoptera; Nymphalidae. The record is from the annotation of a GenBank genome assembly.